AAUCCACCCUCCCUCCCUUUUCUCCAUCUUCUUGCCCAAUUUGAAGCCCUUACUGUGUGUUUUUUAAGUGUCUGUACACACAGUACAUGCAGGAGAAUGGCGAAGCCUCGUAAGCAAAAGAAUGAAGAACAGAAAGCUGAUAAUUCGGAAGCUGUGGUAAAACAUCAGAAGCUAUGUCUCUCAAUCGAUCUCGAGAAGCGGCGAAUUUACGGUUAUACCGAGCUUGAAGUUGUUGUUCCAGAGAAUGGUAUUGUGGGGUUACAUGCUGAUAAUUUGAUGAUUGAGAGUGUAAUGGUGGACGGAGGGCCGGCGAGGUUUGAAAUAUUCCCUCACUACCAGCAAAUGGACAGUGAUGACAGAUGGUGUUCCGUUUCUUCAGCUAAUUCUGCUGCCGAUGCUGCGGGUUCAGUUUAUGUUUCAUGUCUUGAAAGAGAAUUGGUGCCUAAUUUAUUAAUUAUGUGCUCUAGUGAAGUUGUCAAACCAGUACCCAAGCAGCCAGAACAGACAGGGCAAGAGAAUGGGACACAAAUAUCCAGCGAAUCCAAGCAGGUUUCUAUAAAUAUGUUAUGUUGGGUGCAGAAUGUAAAACUGAUCCAUAUUGACUUCUGGGUGGAGAAGAUAGAAACAGGAAUACAUAUUGAAAAAGAUGUUAUGCACACCAAUAACCAGAUUAGACGUGCCCGCUGUUGGUUCCCUUGUAUGGAUGAUAGUUCACAACGUUGCUGCUUUGACUUGGAGUUCACGGUGGCCAACAAUCUUGUUGCCGCUAGCACUGGAACCCUGAUGUAUCAGGUUUUGAGCAAUGAUGAUCCUCCACGUAAAACAUACGUCUAUAGAAUAAGCGUACCCGUUGCAGCUCAAUGGAUAUCUCUUGCUGUUGCUCCAUUCGAAAUCUUUCCUGAUCGCCAUAAUAAUCUUAUAACACACAUUUGUUUGCUAGCUAACUCAUCAAAGCUUCAGAACACAGUGGGAUUUCUCCAUAGUGCGUACAGCCAUUAUGAACAUUACCUUUCCACCAAAUUUCCAUUUGGGUCAUACACACAAGUUUUUAUUGAUCCAGAAAUGGCAGUAUCUUCGUUGAGCUUGGGUGCAUCAAUGAGUAUCUUUAGUUCACAAAUUCUUUUUGACGAGAAGAUUAUUGAUCAGACGAUAGAUACAAGAAUAAAACUUGCAUAUGGUCUUGCAAGGCAAUGGUUUGGAGUGUAUAUCACUGCAGAGGCUGCAAAUGAUGAGUGGUUAUUGGACGGACUUGCUUGGUUCUUGACAGACUCGUUCAUUAAGCAGUUUCUGGGAAACAAUGAAGCACGCUAUAGGCGUUACAAGGCAAAUUGUGCUGUCUGCAAAGCAGAUGAUAGUGCUGCAACUGCCUUGAGCUCCUCCGAUGCUUCCAAGGCUUUGUAUGGAACACAAUGCAUUGGUUUUUAUGGAAAAAUUCGGUCGUGGAAAUCUGUUGCAGUUCUCCAAAUGUUGGAAAAGCAGAUGGGUCCCGAGUCAUUCUGUAAAGUUUUGAAGAAUUUGGUUGCACCUCCUAAAGAUACAACUCGUCCUCAUAGAACUCUUAGUACAAAAGAGUUUCGCCACUUGGCUAAUGAAGUUGGAAAUCUUGAGCGUCCAUUUCUUCGUGAAUUUUUUCCUCGUUGGGUGGGUUCUAGCGGUUGUCCUGUUCUCAAGAUGGGGUUUUCAUAUAACAAACGGAAGAACUUGGUCGAAUUAGCAGCACUGCGCGGAUGUACAGCUACACCGGAUUCAAAUUCUUCAGUUUCCAAUACUAAACCUGAUUUUGUAAAGCGAGAAGCAGAUGUUGGAUGGCCUGGAAUGAUGAGUAUACGAGUUCAUGAACUUGAUGGAAUGUAUGACCAUCCAGUUUUACCUAUGGCAGGAGAAACAUGGCAGCUGCUAGAAAUACAAUGCCAUUCUAAACUUGCUGCCAAACGUUUCCAAAAGCCAAAGAAAGGUUCAAAGCAUGAUGGUUCUGAUGAUAAUGUAGACACAGUUGCGUCUGUAGAUAUGCGUUCAAACAUUGAUUCCCCCCUGCAAUGGCUCAGGGCAGACCCUGAGAUGGAGUAUCUUGCUGAGAUUCAUUUCAAUCAACCUGUACCGAUGUGGAUAAAUCAAUUGGAGAAGGAUAAAGAUGUUGUUGCUCAAGCUCAAGCAAUCACAGCACUAGAGCUGUUUCCUCGACUUCUCUCCAUUGUCAAUGCUUUAAGUAAUCUCCUCUGUGAUUCUCAGGCCUUUUGGCGAGUCCGGAUUGAGGCGGCUUUUGCUUUGGCUAGCACAGCAUCUGAGGAAACUGAUUGGGCUGGUUUACUGCAUCUGAUUAAAUUCUAUAAAAGCCGAAGAUAUGAUGAAAAGAUUGGACUCCCAAAGCCGAAUGACUUUCAUGAUUUUGCGGAGUAUUUUGUACUCGAGGCUAUACCGCAUGCUGUAGCUUUGGUUAGAGCUGCAGAUAAGAAGAGCCCAAGGGAAGCUGUUGAAUUCAUUUUACAACUUUUAAAGUACAAUGAGAACAAUGGGAAUCCCUACUCUGAUGUUUACUGGCUUGCUGCAUUAGUCCAAUCAGUUGGUGAACUUGAAUUUGGACAACAGAGUGUUCCCUUUCUAUCAUCUCUCGUGAAACGCAUUGACCGGUUAUUGCAGUUUGACAGGCUGAUACCGAGCUACAAUGGAAUCUUAACAGUUAGCUGCAUUCGAGCGUUGACACAAAUUGCAUUAAAGCUAUCAGAAUUCAUCCCGCUUGAUCGUAUCAUUGAUUUGAUUAAACCCUUUUGCUCUUCGAAGACACAAUGGCAAGUUCGAAUUGAAGCAUUCCGUGCACUGCUCGAUCUCGAGUAUCACUGCAAAGGAAUUGAUGCAGCCUUGAUUUUGUUUGUUAGAUAUUUGGAGGAGGAGCCUUCGUUGAGAGGGCAAGUGAAGCUGGGGGUGCAUGCUAUGCGAUUAUGUCAGGUAAGCGGUGGAUCUGAUGAUGAUCACGGUGUGGUGCGUGAGACUCUUGUGGCAUUACUCCGUCUUCUUGAGAGCCCGGCGGCAUUCAACAACGUUACACUCCGCCAUUAUCUGUUCUGCAUUUUGCAAGUCCUGGCUGGAAGAUUGCAACUUUUGUAUUUCAGACCACCAACACUUUGUGGAGUUCCUAGAGAUGAAACGUUGAUCAAGGGCCAUACAGAAAUUUGCAACGAACUUAAAAACUUCUUUGCUGCCAUCGUUAAUCAAUCCAAGCCAAUGGAUCCGUCUUCAGAUACACUUAUGCUUCCGUAUGAUGGUUCGGUCCCCGAAACAACCAUAGAACCAAAUAUCGUUUCCACUGUUGAUAACGAAAGAAGCCAGCCAGAGGAUUUCGUCGUACCUGAUGCACCAAAGGAUGCAUCAAAAGAAGAAAACUACAACUCCCGUGAAGAAAAGCAGCCGGAUAUUAUCACAAUUCCCAGUGAAAACCUGGUCAUUCUUGAUUCUUCAGAAGCUCCUAAAGAACCGGAUACGGUUUCAAAUAGUCAAGAACGAAAGAAACCGAUGCUAAAAAUCAAAAUGAAGCAAUCUUCUGCUUCCAGUAGAGCGGAGGAAGCUGAAAAUGCUCCUCUGGAGCGAUCUCAAGGUGCCCAUAACGGUGCUGAUCACGGGACGAGUAGUUCUAUGUCCAUGGAAGCACCACCACAAAGAAAUUUUAACGAGCCUGCAAAUGUGAGCAAUCAAAACCUCGAUGACGUUAACUCGUGCCAUGAUCUCGGAUCACGCGUGACCGCCAGCAUCGGCAGUGCUAAACUAGCGGGUGAUGGUGAUUCUCUUUUGAAGGAACUCCAGUGUACCGCUGAUUCAAGCAAAGUCCAGGCUAACGAUGUGGACCCUGUGAACCAUAAUAAGUUCAUCAGUCUCCGAGCCCUUAACGGAGCUGACGAUGGGUCAUUGGCGGGUCCCAUACAAAAACCCGUUUUGGGUAGUAAAGACAAGAAGGACAAGAAAAAGAAAGAUAAGGAAAAGAAGCGAAAAAAGCGGGACGAACACAAGAGUCAUAAAGACGAUCCAGAGUACUUGGAGCGAAAGCGAUUGAAAAAAGAAAAGAAACGAAAGGAAAAGGAAUUGGCGAAACUGAUGGUUGCACCUGCAACAGAUGUGAAACAUAAAGAAAAAACGGAAGCGAUCAAAGAGGAGGCUGCGGUUGUAGCUCAAUUGACGAAUAUGGCGACAUCCGUGGAGGAAGCAGUAAAACGGACGGAACCCGUUGCUAAUAGGACCGAAGGUACGACUUCGACUCAUAAACUUAAAAUUAAAAUAAAAAACCGAACUUUAACCAGACCAUAAGUAGAUGUAUUUGUUUAAAAAGAGAUGAGAAAGAAGAGAAAUGUAAAGAAAAAUAUAUAAGAAGCCUUUUUAUUGUACUGUCGUUAAUGCAAUCGAACCGAUAUGCCAGUGAUAUUUUUUGU
This is a messenger RNA of Cynara cardunculus var. scolymus (artichoke), 4415 nucleotides long. Its product is annotated as transcription initiation factor TFIID subunit 2. NCBI's taxonomy places the organism in Eukaryota, Viridiplantae, Streptophyta, Magnoliopsida, Asterales, Asteraceae. The transcript has 26 exons. Gene Ontology annotation, cellular component: transcription factor TFIID complex. Bases 97 to 4293 code for a protein of 1398 amino acids. Gene Ontology annotation, molecular function: chromatin binding; RNA polymerase II general transcription initiation factor activity; transcription cis-regulatory region binding. Gene Ontology annotation, biological process: transcription initiation at RNA polymerase II promoter. The record is from RefSeq and is a predicted model, not a curated record.